AUGCCGUCAAUCCUCGAAGACCCCACCACAAUCCUCCCACCUCCCCAACCCGCCCUCCAAGCCUCCCAAACCCUAACCCCCCGAUCCGCCCACCUGAAAGACGGCUCCCCCGUAACCCUAUACCCAAUUGCCAAUGGACCGCAAAGCAUCCCCUCCGACCUGGUCGCCUUGCUCCACCGCGAGUUCAGCGCCGAGAUUCAGGCCGGGUGUACGUAUCCCAUGGAGGAGCCGAUGACGUUGGAGCGUUUCGCGGAGUAUUGGUUUGGGACUUUUGCCGUUGUGGCUGUUCUUGGGGAGGAGAAUGAGAAUGGGGGGUUGAGGGAGGGGAGGGAUUGGGAGAAGGAGUGCUUGGGGACGUUUUAUAUUAAACCUAAUUAUCCUGGUCGGUGUUCGCAUGUUUGCAAUGCAGGAUUCCUGACAACAGUUGCUGCGCGAGGCCGUGGAGUGGGUAUCGUCAUGGGCGAGACGUAUCUGCAGUUUGCGCCGAAGUUGGGUUACAAAUACUCCGUCUUUAACCUGGUCUUUGAGAACAAUGUUGCGUCGGUUAAGAUCUGGGAACGGUUGGGGUUCAAAAUCAUUGGUCGCGUGCCUGGGGCAGCGCGGUUGGCGAAUAGUGAGGAGUUGGUGGAUGCAUUGAUUAUUGGGAGGGAGUUGGUUUAG
Molecule: messenger RNA, 660 nt
Organism: Aspergillus pseudotamarii
Lineage: Eukaryota; Fungi; Ascomycota; Eurotiomycetes; Eurotiales; Aspergillaceae
Product: GNAT family N-acetyltransferase
Exons: 3
Coding region: 1-660 (219 amino acids)
Molecular function (GO): acyltransferase activity, transferring groups other than amino-acyl groups
Source: RefSeq, a predicted model, not a curated record